AUGGGUGAUUAUGAAAAUAUUCAACGUCGUGUAUGUGAAGUAAUGGCAAAAUCGGAUUGGACAACAUCUCGAAUGCGUAUGAUGCCGGCUGAUCAAAUACGUCAACGUCGAUCAAAAACAACUCGAUCGGCGAACGAUUUUAUACAAAACUUACUUCAAAAUCGUCGUCAAGGUGAUUUGGACGAUGAUGGACUAGUUGAUAAAUAUGAAUUAUUUUUAAAAUCAAAAAAAUUGACAUCAGUUGAUACUGUCGACCCAUUAGAUUUUGAAAAACAAUUAGCUAAUUUAACACGACAACAGCAACUCGAACGAGAGCGAUUGAAUAUUAGUAAUAAUAGUUCAAUGACAACACAACAGCAAAGAUUUAAAUCACAUCUGAAUAGAACAACGACUCCAACGUCACUCUCUCGGCAAGAAUUAACUCGUUUGCCAAAUAAUGCCGAAUAUGUUAUUGUGGAUCGUCCGAGGCAGUUACGAAACGCUAGUCAAACUACUGAUCAGUUUAACUCUCAAGAUUAUGAACAAAUAUCUACAUCAAACAAACAGUUCAAACACGAUUUUUCUCGAUCGUCGGAACUACAAAAUAAUGAAAUAUUUGAAAACAACGAUAUUUAUUCUUCAAACGAUACGCUCGACAUUUUAACUGAUCAAUGUUUACAACAUGAAUCGAAUUCGUUAAAUUCAUCCGUAGCCGAUCUAGCAGAUGUUCACGUUACAAACACAUCCAUUGAACUAAACAGAGAACAAAUAAAAGAUGAACCAAAACAAUUAGUUAAGCCUAAGCAACGCAUCUUACCAACAAUAUCAAAGAUUAUUCCUAAUAAUGAAAAAAAUACCACUCGAUUUAUUGAACAAAGAGACGAAUCGAUCUCUCAGGCAAAUGUAACAUCGAUAAUAUCCGAACGUCGAAAACAUUUUGAUAACGGAAUUACAACGAGUCUAAAAAAUGAUAGUAAACUUACUGAACAACAAGACCAUUCUGCUAGCGAAGAGAGAAAUUAUCAGACUGUUAUUAAUCUACAAUCUGAAUUUAUUCCGAUUGAUAAUAAUCAUAUAUUUUAUCAAAAUAUAUUUAUUCCAACAGCACUUCUACCAGACGGUACAGUAUUUCCGAAUGAAAUUCAAAGCAAAGGACACCAGAUAAAUUCUCGUAACUCUUUGACUAAUGUACUCAGAUGUUUUCCAAAAUCAGUGACACGAUUACCACUGUCUAAUGUGACAGUAUCUAAAGAGACCGAACGACAAUUAAACUCAUCUGUACAUGAAUCUAAAAAGGAUCACAAGCAGACAAACAAAUACGGAGAUAUGUUAUCGUUUUUAAAUCGAAUAGAAAAUUCUUCGUUUGAUGAAUUUAUAUCAAUACUUGAUAAUAUCGACGAAAAUGAAACAGAAUCCAUCUUCUCGUCGAGAUUCUCAAAACGAAAACAAAAAUCCUAUCCAAUAUUAACAACUGCUAUUGAUACUAUUCAUGACGGUGAUAAUACUACAGGAAUUAGACAAAACGAUAUCAUUUUAAGGAUUGAUGAAAAGUCAAUAUGGCAGCUUACUGUUGAUGAAAUAUCAAAACAAUUAAAUUGUCUUCGUUUACCAGCAAAGAUAACUGUUGCGAGACUACAUGUACCACAAUUAGGAGAAGUUCCAUGGCGAACAGAACGUUAA
Didymodactylos carnosus is the source of this 1659-nucleotide messenger RNA. NCBI's taxonomy places the organism in Eukaryota, Metazoa, Rotifera, Eurotatoria, Philodinida, Philodinidae. The record is from the annotation of a GenBank genome assembly.